Messenger RNA from Plasmodium adleri (nom. inval.), 1728 nucleotides. RefSeq names its product Plasmodium exported protein (PHISTb), unknown function. The coding region runs from base 1 to 1728 and encodes 575 amino acids. The transcript is spliced from 2 exons. The record is from RefSeq and is a predicted model, not a curated record. NCBI's taxonomy places the organism in Eukaryota, Apicomplexa, Aconoidasida, Haemosporida, Plasmodiidae.
AUGGGAAAACCAUUUUCAUUAAAAUCUUUAUUGUGUAAACGUUAUGCUGUCUCCAUUCUAGGGCUUGUAUAUGUUAUUGUACUGAGUGUUGGCAUAUUUCAUCAAGGGAAUUCGUGUUCUUUUAAUUCCGAAUUUAAUGAGAGGAGGUCAAGAAAAUUAUAUCAUGAAGCAAGUUUAUUAGAAUCUGAACGAGUAAAAGAACAUGGAAAAUUAUAUAAACUAACAGAUGUGGUUAAUAAUAGGGAAAGUCUUUUAUUUAAGAAAAUAACAAAAGAAGAACCAGAGAAUAGUAAUAAUGAUAUUUUUAAAAGUUAUAAAACAUUGUUUAAUAAUGUGAGAAAAUAUGAAGAAAAUAAUUUUUCUGAUAAAAGUGGUUCUAUGUUUUUUAAUGAAAGAGAUAGACAAAUAGAUAAAAAUAUUGAAUUAUUAAAAAGUGAUAAUAAUAAUAAUAAUAUAAAGGAAAGAAUGAAAAAUAUAUGGUUUGAUGUUAUCAGAAAUGAAAGAAUGAAAUAUGAUAAUCUAAGAAUUUCUAUAUAUAAAUUUUAUAAUGAUUUAAAAAGGGUUAAUAAAGUACCUAAAUCAUUUUCUGAAGAGAAAUGGAAAGAAUGUAAUGAAAUAAUUUCAAUAGGAGGACAAAAUAUGGAAACUUAUAUAGAUAAUAUUUUUUAUGAUUGGAUUGAUAAUAAUAAUUUAAAUAUUAACGAAUUUAAAAUGAUAGUUGAUGCAAAUAGAUUUGCAUGGAAAAAACUAAAUGAAAAUGUAAAAAAAUCAUGUGAAGGUAUAUUAAAUAAAACCUUUGAAGCUAAAUUAAAAGGAAAAGAAUUACGUAGUAAAUUUAUUGUUGAUAUGUAUAAACAAUUAUUUGAUAAUGCUAUUAAAAGAUCUGUACUAAAAAAUAAAGGAUUGAACCGAAAACUCAAUGGUGCACAUUAUAUAGAUAGUAUAAGGAAUGCACCCUUUAUAGAUAUAGAUGCAUCUGAUGAUUUACAUGAAGAAAUAGAAUAUCAUCAUUUUAAGAGAAAUGAUAAGUAUAAUGAAAAAGAAGAAGACGAAGAAGACGAACAAGAUGAAAAUGAAGAAGAGGAAGAAGAGGAUGUUAUAAAUUAUAUCGAUAAUGUAGAUGAUUUGGAAUCUGAACAAGAAGAAUAUAAUGAAAAGAAUGAAGACAAAAUGAAUACUAUAUAUAAUAAAUCUAUAUUGGAAACCGAACAAAAAAACUUUAACUAUUUAAAAAUGAAUUUAUCAAACUUGAAAAAGCUUUUUGACAAUUUAGAUAUAACAUUUAGUGAUAUACAGUUGGAUUUCUCAGAUAUAGAUAAUACAUUUUCAGACAUAAAUGUGGAUCUUACAGAUUUACAAAACGAUUUUUCAAAAUUACCAAUUGAUUUUAAUGAUUUGUCUAUGAAUUUUAAUGAUUUACCUAUGAAUUUUAAUGAUUUGUCUAUGAAUUUUAAUGACUUGCCUAUGAAUUUUAAUGACUUGCCUAUGAAUUUUAAUGAUUUACCAAUUGACUUUACAAACUUAAAUAUAGAUUAUAGUGGAUUAGAACUAGAUUAUAUUAAUCAAGAUGCAAAUAUAAAUAAGGAAAAUAUACAACAUGAAGAACCAGAUAUUAAUGAUUCAAAUGAUGAUUUAUAUUAUAGUGACGUAAAUUAUGAAGGAACAGAACCUGAAGCGAAUAUAUCCGAAAUGGAAAGUGUUAUGUCAAAUUUGGAUGAUGAGGAAUAA